Blepharisma stoltei is the source of this 893-nucleotide messenger RNA. Lineage: Eukaryota; Ciliophora; Heterotrichea; Heterotrichida; Blepharismidae. The record is from the annotation of a GenBank genome assembly.
AUGGAAAGUAUGUUGUUGUCUCAUAAAAUUGAGCGAAAAAAUCCAAUUGAAUCGAAAUAUUUGGCAUAUAUCGAAAAAUCAAAAACAUCUGGCUUUCUUGCAAAUAUUUGAAUUUAUAAUUUAGAGACUGAAAUAUUUCAGAGCUAUAAGGAUUUGAAUAAAAUUAGCAUAUUUCAGUAUGUGGAUUCGUAAGUGGGUUAGUGAGCAAGUGUGAUGAGAUUAUUCUACUUUGGCAUCUGCAUUAUAUGAAAGUAUUAAAUCUUCCAGAUAAUGAAAUUCUUUUAGUAAAAUGAAGUUUAAGUAAAAAAAAGCCGAUUAUUUUCCAAUUUUUGCAUAAAGGGACAAGAAGAGAAAUAUAUCAUGAUGCUAUAUUUCAUUCAGCUGAAUAUUGUGAUAGAUAUGUGUAUCUUUUUGGACAACAUUCAUGAAAAAUUAAGAUAUCUGAUUUGCAAAAAAAAACUAUGAGAAGGAUAAUAAAAAUAAUGCCAAUAAUUAUCCAUAUUGCACAUAUGGAUCUUUUGUCAUGUGUUGGAUUUUUUGAUAAAGUGCUGAUUACAAGCAGUAGUAAAAACUCAAUCAUUCUCUACGAUAAAAUAGUUAAUAGCUGUUCAGUAUUACCUCCAAUUUUAAGAAAUGGUGACAAAAUUUUAGCAGCUUACCAAUUCAAAAUUUAUAUUAUUUUAUUUUCUGGGCGAGUUUAUGAGAACCAUGGCGAUUUAAGGUUAUGAAAUAUUAUAGACUUAGAUAUCUGCUGUCUUAAGUACCCAAAUAUGGUUACAUAUGCCUAUAAAUCUAACGCACUUAUGAUAGCUGAUGAAGAAAACUUUUAUUCUUUCGAUCUAGAUAAAGUAAAAAUUGAGAAAUUAAAUAUUAAAAAUACAAAUAUAUUUUAA